AUGGCCCCUCAGACUAGACGUUCCAUGGGCCUCAACAAGGCCGCUGCCAACACCAAUACUGGCAUGCCUGCAGCAGAUGCAACAUCGCAAUUCGCUCUUGUUGCCAGCCCUGCCUCUGUCCCUCCCAAGCGUGGUCGUGGAAGACUGGCCAAGACCUCCAUCAUUGGCUCCAUUGACUCUGCGUCUUCUGCGCCGACUCCCACUACCACAGUCUCUGACAGCGAAUACUCUACUCCGGCCACUAGCAAUGCCGUGACUCCAGCCCCUUCGACUGACGCCUCUACGAAACCUGCCAGCUCACGCUCGCGCGCUACUUCGACCCGUCGUGCUCACCUGGUUGUUGAGCUCCCCGACAUUGUCCAAUAUGCGGCUGGCGCUCAGCCCAAAGCCCAAGAGUUUGGUAUUGUAGCAUCAUCCACUAGCAAGAGACCCCGACGUGGACCCAUCUCGUAUGCCGAGGACUCAGAUGAGGACGAUGAACUUUUUGGCCAUGACCAGUCUGCUAGCGCAGUCCUGGCUCGCAAGCUCCAGCGCGAGGAGGAUAACUGGCAAGUAACACCGUCGUUUACUUCCAGAUUGCCUGCGCGACGAACUACCAGAACUGCUUCUUCGCCUGUUGAUCUGUCCCGGGAUGACUCAGAAGAUGAUGUACUGUCUACAAGUCGUCCAUCCAAGCGCAAGGCUCGUCCGUCCAAGCGCAAGGCUUUGGAAGCUAGCACAAUCAAUGCUAUCCACACCGACAGCGAUCCCGAGAAGGAUGAUGAUGAGCCUCUUUCCAGCACUGCUCCAGCCCGCAAGAAGCUUAAGAAGAGUGAAGAGGGUUUGAUUGCUCGUGAACUCGCGGCCCUCCCGGAUCUCCGAGCAGAACUUCAGUCACUGACCAGCCAAGACUCCGAUGCCGACUUCGCCAACGUUGAAGUAACAGAUGACGACGACGACGAGGUUGAGCUGAGUGGAGAUGGCCAUCAAGACCCCAAUCAAGACGUCCCUGAGGACGGCGACAAUGAUAGUGAUGUUCAGCUCCAGCUCGGCCCCGGUCGUGCCAACCUGACUCGCGGCGCCAGGAAGGCCAGAGAGAGGCUGGAAUUUAAUCACCCAGAACUUAAAUCCAUGUGGAUUAACCUCAAGAAGAGGCCAGUCCUCAAGGCUGGUAAGGCGGAGCAGCCAACUACCAUAUCCCGCCUGUUGAAGCCUUUUCAGCUCGAAGGUCUGGCAUGGAUGAAAGCCAUGGAAGGAAUGGACUGGAAAGGCGGCCUCCUUGGAGAUGAAAUGGGUCUGGGAAAGACUAUUCAAGCCGUCUCCCUAAUUAUGUCUGAUUAUCCCGCCAAGGUCCCUUCUCUUGUCCUUGUCCCACCGGUCGCUCUGAUGCAGUGGACAGCCGAGAUCGGGUCUUAUACUGGCGGAACACUGAAGACCCUGGUCUACCAUGGUACCAACACCAAGGCCAAGCAUCUAUCACUCAAGGAACUCAAGAAGUUCGACGUCAUUCUCAUGUCCUACAACAGUCUGGAGGCCAUGUACCGCCGGCAGGAGAAAGGCCUCAAGCGCAAGGAUGGCAUGUACAAGGAGAAGAGUGUCAUGCAUCAGAUCAAGUUCCACCGCGUUAUUCUCGACGAGGCUCAUUACAUCAAGACUAGGGGCACCAUGACAGCCAAAGCCUGCUUUGCUCUCAAGGCAGACUACCGCUGGUGCUUGAGUGGAACGCCCCUGCAGAACCGAAUUGGCGAGUUCUUCUCGCUGAUCCGAUUUCUUAACGUUGCGCCAUUCGCUUCUUACUUCUGCAAGCAAUGUGACUGUUCUAGCCUCGAAUGGAGCAUGAACGAUGUGGGCAGUUGCACACACUGCAACCAUUAUGCUAUGGGACAUAUAUCAGUCUUCAACCAGGAGCUUCUGAACCCCAUUCAGAAAUACGGCAACAGUGGUGCGGGCAAAAAUGCGUUCAAGAAACUCCGGCUCUUAACUGACCGAAUCAUGUUGCGUCGGCUAAAGAAGGACCAUACCGACUCGAUGGAGCUCCCGGUCAAGGAGAUCUACGUCGACCGUCAGUUCUUUGGAGAAGAAGAGAAUGACUUCGCCCACAGUAUCAUGAGCAAUGGUCAGCGAAAGUUCGACACCUACGUGGCCCAGGGUGUUCUCCUCAACAACUACGCCAACAUCUUUGGUCUCAUCAUGCAGAUGCGUCAGGUAGCCGACCAUCCGGAUCUGAUUCUCAGGAAGUCGGGCGAGGGCGGGCAAAACGUACUGGUAUGCUGCAUUUGUGACGAACCCGCUGAGCAAGCGAUUCGGUCCAAGUGCAAGCACGAGUUCUGCCGGCCUUGUGCAAAGAGCUACGUGAACUCGCAAGGCCAGCCGGAUUGCCCUCAGUGCCACAUUCCACUGUCGAUUGACCUUGAACAGCCGGAUAUUGAACAAGAUGAGGCCAUGGUCAAGAAGUCGUCGAUUAUCAACCGCAUCAAGAUGGAGAACUGGACUUCUUCAUCAAAGAUCGAGCUGCUUGUGCAUGAAUUGCACAAGCUGCGCUCAGACAAUGCCUCGCACAAGUCGAUCAUCUUCUCGCAGUUCACCACCAUGCUUCAGUUGAUUGAAUGGCGGCUCCGACGAGCGGGUAUCACGACGGUCAUGCUCGACGGUACCAUGACACCAGCGCAAAGACAGGCGUCGAUCAACCAUUUCAUGACCAAUGUCGAUGUUGAGUGUUUCUUGGUUUCUUUGAAGGCUGGCGGUGUGGCACUGAACCUGACUGAGGCGUCUCGCGUCUUCAUUGUUGAUCCGUGGUGGAACCCGGCCGCAGAGUGGCAGUCGGCUGACCGAUGUCAUCGAAUCGGCCAAACCCGCCCUUGCACUAUCACCCGUCUUUGCAUUGAAGACUCGGUGGAGAGCCGUAUGGUGCUUCUCCAGGAGAAGAAGACGAGCAUGAUCCACUCGACCAUCAACUCAGACGACGCUGCCAUGGACUCUCUCUCCACCGAGGAUCUCCAGUUCCUGUUUAGAGGAAACUGA
Molecule: messenger RNA, 3000 nt
Organism: Anthostomella pinea
Lineage: Eukaryota; Fungi; Ascomycota; Sordariomycetes; Xylariales; Xylariaceae
Source: the annotation of a GenBank genome assembly